This is a messenger RNA of Salvia hispanica, 1520 nucleotides long. The record is from RefSeq and is a predicted model, not a curated record. NCBI's taxonomy places the organism in Eukaryota, Viridiplantae, Streptophyta, Magnoliopsida, Lamiales, Lamiaceae.
GUUUAAGAAAAAUCAGUGUUUUAUAAUCCUCUGCAUUUGAGCACGUUGCUGCAUUAAUUUCAUACACCCCCACCACCAUUUUCCUUCCAACUAUGCAAACGAUCCAAACAACAGAUCUCACACACUAAAAAGUUUCAAUCUUUACUUCAAAAAUCUAGUAAAUUAACCUCCAAAUCACCAUGUACCACCUCAAGUUUAGCUCAAGAACCCUUCUUCUCCCCGCAAUUCUACUCCUCCUCCUCACCUCCGCAGCAGUUUUUUCAGAAAUCGAAGACGCUGAUGAUCUGGGAGACAUCGAUGAACUCAUCGCAAUAGACGACGAGCAAGAAAACGGAGCAAAUUCGGAGCCCGCAGCUGCGAAUUUUGAAACUGGGAAGAAAUCGGAGGUGCUGAGCAGAGCUCAGAGAGUAGUGCUUGAGCUCAACGCCGACAGCGCGAAGAGGGCAAUUGAGGGGAAUGAGUAUGUGUUGGUUUUGGGGUACGCGCCGUGGUGCGGCAGAAGUGCUGAAUUGAUGCCGAGGUUUGCUGAGGCGGCGAAUGUGCUCAAGGGUUUAGGGAGUAGGGUUUUGCUGGCCAAGAUUGACGGCGAUAGGUACUCGAAGGCGGCUUCGAGCAUUGAGAUUAAAGGGUUCCCAACUCUGUUGCUGUUUGUCAAUGGCACCUCUCGGCCUUACACCGGUGGAUUUUCAUCGGAAGAAAUUGUGUUGUGGACGAGGAAGAAGACGGGGGCACCUGUCAUUGAAAUAAGCUCAGUGGCUGAUGCGAAUGAAUUCCUGAAGCAUCACUCCACUUAUGCAGUUGGGCUGUUCGACAAAUUUGAGGGACCUGAUUAUGGAGAAUUCGUGAAAGCUGCUGCUGCUGACAAUGAAGUUCAAUUCAUAGAAACGAGCAGCGUUGAGGUAGCCAAAGUAUUAUACCCUGUUGGCACGCCAACUAAGCCUUUCUUUGGUCUUGUGAAAAGUGAACCAGAGCAUUACACAUCGUUUGAUGGGCACUUCAGUUCCAAUGAAAUCUUGCUUUUUUUGGAGAACAACAGAUUCCCGUUGGUUACUGUAAUGACUGAGCUCAACUCUGCUAAAGUGUAUUCCAGCACAAACAAGCUACAGGUGUAUGUCUUUGCUGAGGAUGACGACUUGCAGAAGCUUCUUAAGCCAUUGCAAGAAAUUGCGAAGAAGUUCAAGUCACAGAUGAUGUUUGUAGCUGUAGAUAUUAGAGAGGAAAACCUCGCGAAGCCCUUCCUAACUUUAUUUGGUCUAGAAGACUCGGAGGAUGCAGUGGUUGUUUCUUUUGACUACAACAGCAACUCCAAGUAUCUGCUAGAAUCUGACAUAACAUCAAGAAAUAUUGAAGAAUUCUGCACUGGCCUCGUGCAAGGGACGUUGAAGCCAUACUAUAAGUCACAAACAAUUCCUGAUAAUAAAAACGCCAGCGUUCUGACUGUGGUGGGAAAGACAUUUGAUGAGUUGGUCAUUAACAAUCCAGCAAACAUUGUUUUGGAGGUUUGUUAUUUAUAUCUAUAA